AUGCCGCGCACGACAUCGUCUCCGGACGAGAAGCGUGCGUUGCUCGCCAGCCGGGCCGAGGCCCAGAUGGCCUCGACCAACACUACGGCAAACGCCUUUCUCGGUACCCGGCGACCGUCAUGGCUAACGCCGAACGCAAAGCAACGGACUGCACCCACUGCUGGUCCACCAUUAACCACCGACAUGGCACGAGCAGUACCAGCCGUUGCGCCCGCUCCGGGAGUGUCAAUAGCGCCGCGAGCAGCAGCGCCAGAAGCAGCGCCAGCAGCGCCACCACAAGCGCCGGCAGAGACGCCUGCGCCCCCGUUACCGCCGUUAAAUCCUGCCGACCCAAAACCUAUGUCUACUUCUACAAAUCUGUCACAAUCCGACUGCAGUCUCCUCUCCCCCGCGCCGACAGACGAAGCCAGCCCAGCUGCCGCAAGUCCUGACGCAAUCAUCCCACCAGCUGAGACCACGGCGGAGGAAGUCACUCACAUACACGACUUCCCAUCAUUGCGUAGGGCCCUAUCGGAAGAGCGGCAACGACGACGGGUCGAGAAGCAGAUGUCUACUGCACCGGAUACGAAUGCAGCGGACAGUGACACCCCGAGCGAAACAAGGCAACCACGGAUAUCUACAAACGGCGCAGCUCCCAGCCAGGCGCAGUCGGAUGCAAAUUCACCGCAGGUAGCAGCACUCCUUGUGGAUGACCGUCCACAGCGUGUGUCACCGGCCAGCGCACCAUUGGUAACAACGAUGGUAUCGUCCGUUUCUACAGGCCAAGCAAACCUUGUACCUGAGGAGCCAAGCAAUGCUGACCAACUGCCACCGACGGUACCACCGGAACCAGCAACGGCCACAGAAAUUGCUGCAGCAAUAGCUGCAGCAACAGCCAAGGCAGCAGGCGGGACGAACUCGGGAUCAACUCAAGCUAAGCUCGAGGCGCAACAAAACAUUUACUUUCCGCGAACCUUGGUUCGUGCAACGACAGGCAAUGCCGAAUUCAGCUAUGUGGCUCUUGCGCAACUGAGGUUGUCGAAUCUGAACUGUGCUCUCCGCAUUGAAGACGGCUUUUUUGUCGCAGCAAACCAGCUUCUCUGUCUGUGGUUGGUCGAUAGUGCCGAGUCGCAUUUCCGCCUGGCUGCCCUUCCGCCGCACUUAAUCGACCACAGUUUCGGUAUCUUGCAGCAGAUACUCGAGACCAAUGGAAAGAUCCGACCUACUCUCCUCGCCUGGUUUUCUCAGUUUCCAGGCAACAUUGACGACAUGAUUCGCAAUACAAGUAACUACACCCAAGCCAUUGUACAGGUGUGCGCCUUUUUGGAGAGGCUGGCGCAGUAUUGGGGUCCUCUUUCGAACAGUGUUGCGAUGCGCGGCUAUCCUCUCUUGGUGGACGAGCUUCUGUCACGGCUCCUUUGUCUAUCCCCGACUCUGCAAAAUCUUUUGUCUACGGCUUCUCGCAAAUAUCUCCAACCGGCCAGAGAUCUUGGUGACACUGCUUUUGAUGAGAUCUUUAUGAAAGACCUGACACAGCAUCAACCGGCUCUCAGCACCUUCAUCGCACUUCCGGAGCCCCGUUUUGCCGAGGACCUGGAGCGGGUCAACGCGGGGUACAGGCGCAAGUUCGGUCGAAUGUACAAGCCCAGGCACAGCAACUUCAGCAUAUGCAACAAAUGCAUGUCGCUCAACAAACUCAAGAACCACAGCAGACACAGUAUACACAACAGCGACAACAAGGACAACAAAGGCAACAAGGACAACAAGGACAACAAGGACAACAAGGACAACAAGGACAACAAGGACAACAAGGACAACAAGGACAACAAGGACAACACGCACAACAGAUACAGUGGCAGCAAGUGCAAGCUCCACCUCGGCAAGUUCCAUCCCAGCAAUAUGCGCUUCAACAAGGCCCAACUCAACAGGGCGGACGUCAUCAACAUCAACAUGCGCCUACUUCUCUAG
This is a messenger RNA of Sporothrix brasiliensis 5110, 1947 nucleotides long. RefSeq lists its product as uncharacterized. The record is from RefSeq and is a predicted model, not a curated record. Bases 1 to 1947 code for a protein of 648 amino acids. NCBI's taxonomy places the organism in Eukaryota, Fungi, Ascomycota, Sordariomycetes, Ophiostomatales, Ophiostomataceae. The transcript is spliced from 5 exons.